Magallana angulata is the source of this 4853-nucleotide messenger RNA. RefSeq names its product protocadherin Fat 4-like. Gene Ontology annotation, biological process: homophilic cell-cell adhesion. The coding region runs from base 623 to 4672 and encodes 1349 amino acids. Lineage: Eukaryota; Metazoa; Mollusca; Bivalvia; Ostreida; Ostreidae. Gene Ontology annotation, molecular function: calcium ion binding. The transcript has 18 exons. The record is from RefSeq and is a predicted model, not a curated record. Gene Ontology annotation, cellular component: plasma membrane.
UACUCGUGAAAUACAAACUUUCAAUGUCAGGCCUAAUCAUGCGUUCUUCAGUUUAAUUUAUAAUUUAUUCAGACCUGUUCAUCUAUCGCAGACAUUUAUAACGGGGGAUUAUGGAUACGUUUACAGUACAAAGGCUUCCACCAGGCUUUAUUAUCACGGCCCUAUCAAAACGUCAUAAAUAGCCUACAUUCGCUGUCAAUUUAUUUUUUAACCAAUAUCGCUCCAGCUGAGCGAUAAAUUUGAUUUAUUUCAAAGAAUUGACGGGAACUAGAUAUAGCGAUUCGGACAUUUGUUUGGACUUUUACUACUUUUUUCAACACACGGCUCUCUUUGAACAUUUCUAUACGUAUACAUACUAUAAAGGCGAUGAAAUAUUGAAUAGAAUAUUUCAGGUUUAAAUCACUUUUGUAAUAAGCAGUCAAUACUGUCGAUAAAUUGAACUGCAUAUCGCUGGGAUUGAAACAAACUUGAACGCGGCAUCACGUCAAUGUGCUGAAGCGAUUUGUUACCGAACAGGAUGAAAACCUUAUUAGCUCUGGAACUAUGGUUUAAAACGAAAGCAUGAUUGUAUUGUAGACAUAAUAUAUAGCGGUUUGAUUUUUAUACAAAAAAACUAUUAGGAAUGAAGGAGAUUAUCGUAAUUUUUGUUAUACAGUUGCUGAGGAUUCCAUUUGCUGAAUCUCUGCCACCUGUAUUUUCCGGUCUUCCCAGCUCCAUCACUCUGAUAGAGAGCGAAACCGGAAGUAGCACGACCUCUCUCUACACACUCACGGUCUCCGAUCCCGAGGGCGACACAUUUUCCUGCGUCAUUAGCGCCAUUAGCCCCACCGUAACAGGGUUCCAAGUCACUGGAGAAAAACUGUACCUGCUGUCUAACCCGGGCUUUGACUAUGGCACCACUUCCUCCUACGCCAUUAGUUUCCAAUGCAAUGACUCCAACGGGGAAAACUCGGCAACUCAGACCCUGACUGUCAACAUCCUCCCCAACACCCCACCCACGAUUUCCGGUCUCCCCUCCUCCGUCACCGUCAAUGACGGGGAGGACGGACCCCUCAAGAUCUAUGACAUCAGCGUCACCGAUGUCGAAAGCGACUCUUUCUCAUGCUCUAUUUCACCUACUGGAACUCCCUUUAAUUACCAGUCAUCACCAGGGCACGCUAUCUUUGUGAACAGUGCCCCGGGUCUAGAUGCCACCACAACUCCUUCCUACGCACUAACCAUAACUUGCGCAGACAGCUACGGCUCAUCACAGGGCACACUGACCGUCAACGUAGUGGCGAACGCGCCUCCCGACAUCACCAAUCUACCCGCCUCCACCACCGUUCAGGAGAGCGCCGCGGGCGGAUCCAGCAUCUUCACCGUGACGGUGGCGGAUCCAGACAGUGACACAUUCAGCUGUACAAUGACCAGUUCCCCAGCCUCAUCAGCUUUUUCACUACUGUACACCACUAAAUACGACAUCAACCUUAACACUGGGCACGGAUUGGACCCCACCGUGACCAGCUCCUACACACUGACUGUCACGUGCACGGACAGUAACGGGAAAUCCUCGUCCUCUAGCCUCACGGUCACUGUGUCCCCGAAUGCUGUCCCCGUGAUCACGAACCUACCCGACGUGACCAGCGUCAGCGAAAGCGAGACGGCAAAAACGGAACUUAUAGCACUGACCGUAACCGAUGCGGAGUCUGAUUCAUUCACAUGCUCCAUAACAACAACAGGACCAUUUUCAAUGGAAUUCGUUUCGUCAAAGUAUAGAAUAUUCCUGAACGCUGCCCCUGGGUUAAGCUAUACCACGACAUCGUCAUAUACUAUACCAGUCACAUGUUCAGACAAUUACGGCACGAGUGCAGCUGCUUCACUAACCGUGAACGUUGUUGCUAACACCGGACCUAUUAUUUCCGGUCUUCCCGCUUCCGUUUCCGUCACAGAGAGUGACACCGGUGGCAGCAGUAUUUACACCCUGACUGUUACAGACCCGGAUCCCUACACUUGCUCCAUCCAGUCCUCAACUCCGACUACCACGUUUUUUUCAAUGGUGAAAACAGGAGCACAAUAUGAUGUUCAUUUGAACACCGGCCAUUCCCUGGAUGCGGACAGUGUCUCAUCUUACGCCCUGACAUUACAGUGCUCUGAUGGAACAGCCUCUACCGGGGUGUUGACCGUCAAUGUACAGGCGAACACACCCCCUGACAUCACUAGUCUUCCCGCCACUUCCAGUGUAGCGGCCGGGGAGGCCGGGGGUCGUACCCUACACACCCUCGCUGUGACAGAAACUGAUCCGUACACGUGCACUAUGUCUAGUUCGCCGACAAGCGCCAUGUUUACGUUAAACUUUGCUGCAUCAACGUACACUGUUGAACUGGCAAAUAAUCCAACAUUUGGCGGCACGUCAUCGUUCACACUAACCGUAACGUGUUCUGAUAGCUGGGGGUCGACGUCCAAAGCUCUGACCGUCACGGUGACCCCGAACUCUCCUCCCGUCAUAACCGGGCUCCCAACGACAGUCACCGUCACUGAGACUGAAACAGCAGCAAGAUGUCUACACACAGUGGCAGUCACCGACCCGGAAGUACCUAUCACGUGUGCUGUGACGUCAGCUCCUGCUGGUCCGUUUGAAAUGGUUCAAAACCCAGCCACGCCUUCAUAUGAGGUGUGCCUGAUGUCAAACGCAAUAACAAGUUUAGAUGCAGUGACGGCACCAACACAUGACGUCACCGUUACCUGUACCGACAGUGCAGGGGGGUCAGCUAGUGCAAUAUUGUACGUUGACGUAACACAAAAUGAUCCACCAGUUAUCACUGGAUUGCCUGUUACAGUGCAGGUAUUGGAAAAUGAAGUUCUGGAGCGCAAACUUCACGAUUUAACCGUGACUGACCCGGAAAGCGACACGUUUACAUGUGUUCUAACAACUAGUCCGGCGGGUGGACCGUUUGAUUUGAGACGAGAUGCCGUCACUCUAGCGUACUCUGUGUAUCUGGAUAACCUCCCGACCCUGAGCUACAGUACAGUACCAAGUUACACUCUUACCGUAACUUGUACAGACUCGCCCAAAGGUCGCUCAACGUCAAACACGAUACAAGUCGACAUCCAGGAAAACAGACCCCCAACGCUGACCAAUCUUCCGGCCACUGGCACCACCAACGCUAUGACGACCCUGAAAUCCGGCUCUAUAUUUACGGUGACCGGGAAUGAUUUGGAUUCAGACACCAUUCUAUACAGUAUGAGAACCUCCCCCACCACGACCAGUUUCGCCAUUAAUCAGGUGACUGGGGAAAUAACUGCCACCCAGGACCUCAAGUACGAACUGACGUCAAGCUUUGUUUUCAACGUCACGGCUUCAGAUUCUCGUACUUCGACGCAUGCGCUCUACACGCUAACUCUCACAAAUAUCAAUACAAAGCCGACCAUUAGUAGUUUGGUUUUGAACGGAGUGGACAAUUUGUAUUUUCCGGAGCUGACGACGGCGGCCGGGGCGACAUUGUACACUCCUACAAUAUAUGAUCCAGACACCGGUCAGACGCAGACCGUGACCAUUAACGUCUACCCAGCCGGACAGACUGAUAUGUUUACUGUCGCCACCGGAAAUACCAUUGCGCUUGCAGCAGGAAAAUCCUUUGAUUAUGAGACAUUGAAUUAUUAUCGGCUAGCUCUAUACGUUACUGACACUAUGGCCACUUCCGGACCAUAUUAUCUCAAUAUCCAUGUUCUGGAUGAUCCGGAAGUCUGUAAAUUUCCGCAAAAUUUGUACAGAUACGACACAUAUGAGGCUGGUAUUGGGGGUGGUAACAUUGACUUGGGGUUCCACGCCCUGGUGGAGGACGUCGAUAACCCAGACAGCCUCACUUUCAGCCUGGUGACCUCCACCAACAGCAAUCUGUUCAACAUUAGCAAAACAACGGGCGUCAUCACGUACGCCGUGGAUUACGAUAUUGACAAGACGCACCCCCAAAAUAUCUCAGUCAUCGUGAAAUGCACGGACACAUUCGGCGAAACAGGUACUGCCACGGUUUCUCUCUACAUCAAAGACGUCAAUGACAACGAACCGGAUUUUACGUCAUCGGGUUACGUCAUGGUGGUGAGCCAGUACACACAGCCGGGGGCUUUAAUCGGGAGAGUAACCGCUAAUGACAUCGAUCAAAACGAGAACGCUGAAGUGGAAUACGACGGAAGUUCCGCCACAGGGUCUCAGUACUACAAAGUCAUGAAAAAUGGCCAGAUCUAUCUGACCCGUGAAAUAAAUUUUGAGUAUGGUAUGACGCAUCGUGUCUACGUCACUGCCGUGGACCAUGGCUCUCCUCAGCUGACCGGGACGUCAUACGUGGAUAUCGUCUACCGCGAGACUUCCACUACCUCCACCACAACGCCUGCAUCCACGUACCAGGACUGGUGGAGCAAGCCGGAAAAUGUGGCCAUGGUGGCCAUUUUGAGUAUUCUCGGCUUGCUGUUGCUAGCUCUUCUUGCCUACCUGAUCUAUCGCUGCUGUUUGGGGCGAUCCUGUUCAAUGCCAAAUUGCGACUGUUGUAAACGUAAACCAUCCAACAAUCUCCGAAAGUUAAAGAACCCAGGACCUGAGAAAUUUAAACUCUGGGAUGCCAACGACUUGAACAAAAAGAGGGACCCCUAUUCGACUGCGACAUUAGAAGAAGGGUUACCGGAGACGAUGAAAAUGUGACGUAAUUAUAUGACGUCAAUCGUGUUUACUAUUUUGAUAUGAUUUACGUAGCAGUUAUAUGGGCCAAAUGUUUUGUAUGAAUUGUAUUGAUGUUUACCAGAAUUUGACUUGCGUAUAUGAUGGAUAUUUUUUUAUACUAUUGUUAAUUGUGUAUAUUUAAAAUAUAAACAAUUUUAUACAA